AUGGGAUACAAACCUUACGAUUUACGUUCUGAACUUCGUUUCUACAAAUGGUACCAUCAUAAUCCGGUAAAUGCCAUAAUACAUAGCAUAUUUGUUCCAAGUAUCUUAUUUACAUCUAUGUGCUUAUUAUCAGCCGUUCCAUUAUCGUUCUUUUCUUUUAAGAUUAAUCUAACUCAAUUUCUUACAAUAUAUUUUUCUGCAUUCUACAUUUUAUUAGAUAAACCAGUUGGGAUACUUGCUACUGGCAUUUUAAUAUUAGCAAAUACAAUCAUUAUGAAACAUAGUGAGCUAAUUAAUAUUAAAAUUAAUUUAAUAAUUUUCGGAUUAUCUUGGAUCUUCCAAUUUAUUGGUCCUGGCAUCUUCGAGAAAAGAAAACCUGCCUUGGUAGACAAUGUAAUCCAAAGCUUAGUCAUGGCCCCCUACUUUAUUCUGUUUGAAGCAAUUUUUAUUUGUGGCGGUUACCAGUCUCUAAGAAGACAACUCCCUCAAGAUAUUGAAGAAAUGGAAAAAGAAGCAAAGCUAAAUGCACUUAUCCACUGCUAA
Messenger RNA from Henningerozyma blattae CBS 6284, 543 nucleotides. It is a transcript of the gene MPO1, whose product is annotated as 2-hydroxy-palmitic acid dioxygenase MPO1. NCBI's taxonomy places the organism in Eukaryota, Fungi, Ascomycota, Saccharomycetes, Saccharomycetales, Saccharomycetaceae. The coding region runs from base 1 to 543 and encodes 180 amino acids. The record is from RefSeq and is a predicted model, not a curated record. Gene Ontology annotation, cellular component: endoplasmic reticulum. Gene Ontology annotation, biological process: sphingoid catabolic process. The transcript has a single exon.